AUGACUUCACAAAGUUUGGAUCUUUAUUCUUUUACAAGCACUAGUACUAGUAAUACUAAUACUAGUUUUUUAGAAAAUACUUCUAAUAUACUUAGUGAAAAUAAACAAGAAUUUAGUAAAACAAAUGAAUUAAGUCAAUCUCUUAAUAAAAAAUGCAAACAUACUAGUA
Messenger RNA from Racocetra persica, 169 nucleotides. The record is from the annotation of a GenBank genome assembly. Lineage: Eukaryota; Fungi; Glomeromycota; Glomeromycetes; Diversisporales; Gigasporaceae.